AUGGCCAUCCCGAGGAGGGCAUCACGCCUGCUUCUGCUCACCGGAGCAGCUCUGCUGGUCUUUCUCAUCGUCCGCCUGCUGCCCUCCCACGGCGGCGGCUACGUAUCGAGUCGCGUCAUCCCCCAGCGGCCCAAGGUCUUUGAGGGCUUCGAUCCCGUCAGCCCCAAGCAGUUCCAUCCUGCCACAUCGAUCAAGCCCCUGCCGACGGGCACGCCGCGAAAGCUGCCCCGCGUGCAGGCUCCCGACAGUGCAUUCAAGCAGACGGCCGAGACCGAGAAGCGUCGCCAAGCUGUGCGCAAGACGUUUGAGCGCAGCUUCGGCGCCUACAAGAAAUAUGCAUGGAUGCAGGAUGAGGUAACGCCCGUGACAGGCCACGGCAAGGACACCUUUGGCGGCUGGGCCGCAACAUUGGUAGACUCGCUCGAUACGCUAUGGAUCAUGGGCUUCAAGAAAGAGUUCGAGCAGGCUGCGGAAGCCGCCUCCCACCUCGACUGGGGCCAUACCGAUUCCACCGCCAUCAACAUUUUCGAGACGACAAUCCGCCAUCUCGGCGGCCUGCUGAGCGCAUACGACUUGAGCGGCGACAAGAAGCUUCUCGACAAGUCCAUUGAGCUCGGUAACAUGCUGUACGCCGGCUUCGACACCCCCAAUCGCCUCCCAGGCUUCUGGCUCAAUUUCCGCGAGGCUGCCAAGGGCGAGCUCCUCGCUGGCACCGCCGACCCGUCCGCGUCACCCGCCUCCCUGUGCAUGGAGUUUACCCGGCUGUCCCAGCUCACCGGCGACCCGAAAUACUACGAUGCGACCGACCGAGUCACGCGCUUCCUCGAGCGCGUGCAAAACGACACGCUACUGCCGGGCAUGUGGCCGACGGUGCUCGACUUCCAGCACGAAGAGGCGCGCGACAGCCAGUUCACCCUCGGCGCCCUGGCCGACUCGCUCUACGAGUACCUCCCCAAGAUGCACGCCCUGCUCGGCGGCGUCGACGACACGUACGAGCGGCUCUUCCGCGUCGCCAUGAACGCCGCCGAGCCAAACCUCAUCUUCCGCCCCAUGCUGCCCAACGGCGAGGACAUCCUCUUCGCCGGCGACUACCAGGCGACGGGCGCCUCCAAGCUGAUCCCGCGCAGCCAGCACCUGACGUGCUUUGUCGGCGGCAUGUUUGGCCUCGGCGGUCGACUGUUUGGCAACGAGACCCAAGUCACCAUUGGCGAGAAGCUCGCCCGCGGCUGCGGCUUCGCAUACAGUGCCUUCCCGACGGGAGUCAUGCCCGAAAUCUUUACCAUGAUGGCCUGCGAGCGCCGCGACAUCUGCGCGUGGGACGAGAAGGCGUGGGAGAAGCACGGCAGCGAGAAGCUGCCCAAGGGCUUCGUCAACGCCUGGGACCCGCGCUACCUUCUCCGGCCCGAGGCCAUUGAGAGCAUCUUCGUCCUGUACCGCAUCACGGGCAACACGGACCUGCAGGACCUCGCCUGGCAGAUGUUUGAGGCGAUUAUGAAGUCGACGACGACGCAGUACGCAAACUCGGCCAUCGCAGACGUGCGCGCCGAACAAGAGACGAACAAGCUGGACUCGAUGGAGAGCUUCUGGACAGCGGAGACGCUGAAAUACUUUUACCUCAUAUUUUCUCCGCCGGAUGUCAUCAGCCUCGACGAAUAUGUGUUAAACACCGAGGCGCACCCACUGAAACGCCCGUCUUGA
Akanthomyces muscarius is the source of this 1698-nucleotide messenger RNA. RefSeq lists its product as uncharacterized. Gene Ontology annotation, molecular function: mannosyl-oligosaccharide 1,2-alpha-mannosidase activity; calcium ion binding. Gene Ontology annotation, cellular component: Golgi membrane; endoplasmic reticulum. NCBI's taxonomy places the organism in Eukaryota, Fungi, Ascomycota, Sordariomycetes, Hypocreales, Cordycipitaceae. The record is from RefSeq and is a predicted model, not a curated record. Bases 1 to 1698 code for a protein of 565 amino acids. The transcript is spliced from 2 exons. Gene Ontology annotation, biological process: N-glycan processing; carbohydrate metabolic process.